AUGUUGCCUGUGUUUCUCUCCCUUGUAGGUGUGGUGUCAGCACAGCGGCAGGUCACCGUUCAGGAAGGACCCUUGUACCGCACGGAGGGCUCCCACAUCACUAUCUGGUGCAAUGUGAGUGGCUACCAGGGACCUUCUGAGCAGAAUUUCCAGUGGUCCAUUUACCUGCCUUCGUCGCCACAGCGAGAGGUGCAGAUCGUCAGCACCAUGGACUCUUCCUUCCCCUAUGCCAUCUACACCCAACGCAUCCGCGAAGGGAAGAUCUUCAUAGAAAGAGUCCAGGGGAACCCAACCCUAUUGCACAUCACAGAUCUUCAGGCCUGGGAUGCCGGAGAAUAUGAAUGCCACACACCCAGCACCGAUAAGCAAUACUUUGGGAUUUACAGUGCAAAGAUGAACCUAGUGGUGAUCCCAGACUCCCUGCAGACCACUGCCAUGCCCCAGACUCUGCACAGAGUGGAGCAGGACCCACUGGAGCUCACUUGUGAGGUGGCCUCGGAGACCGUUCAGCACAGCCACCUGUCUGUGGCCUGGCUCUCGCAGAAAGUUGGCGAGAAGCCCGUGGAGGUCAUCUCCCUGAGCCGAGAUUUCAUGCUUCACUCCGGCAGCGAAUAUGCCCAGAGGCAGAGCCUGGGGGAGGUGCUGCUGGACAAGCUGGAGAGGACCACCUUCCGCCUCACCAUCUUCCACCUGCAGCCUUCUGACCAGGGCGAGUUCUACUGCGAGGCCGCCGAGUGGAUCCAGGAUCCGGAUGGGUCAUGGUAUGCUAUGACCCGAAAGCGUUCCGAGGGAGCCGUGGUCAACGUCCAGCCAACUGACAAAGAAUUCACUGUUCGGCUGGAAACAGAGAAGUGGCUGCACACGGUGGGCGAGCCGGUGGAGUUCAGAUGCAUCCUGGAGGCUCAGAAUGUUCCCGACCGUUACUUUGCUGUCACCUGGGCCUUCAACAGCUCGCUCAUCGCCACCAUAGGCCCUAACGCUGUGCGUGUCCUCAACAGCGAAUUUGCUCACCGGGAAGCCAGGGGACAGCUUAACGUGGCCAAAGAGAGCGACAGUUUUGUGCUGAAGAUCUACCACCUCCGCCAGGAAGAUAGAGGGAAAUACAACUGCUGGGUGACUGAGCGAGAGAAAACCGUGACGGGGGAAUUCAUUGAUAAGGAGAGCAAGCGUCCCAAGAACAUCCCCAUCAUAGUCCUCCCCCAUCGGUAAGUAGAGAGAUCAGAUAACUGGGUAGUUAAAGUCCCCCAGCACCACCAGAUCCUGUCCCAAGGCCACUUGGAGAGCAGCAUCUCCGUGGAGGUGGCCAGCAAUGCCAGCGUCAUCCUUGAGGGCAAGGACCUGCGCUUCUCCUGCAGCGUCCGCAUGGCAGGCAGGCUGCAGGGUCGCUUCUCUGUCAUCUGGCAGCUUGUGGACAGGCAGAACCGCCGCAGCAAUAUCAUGUGGCUAGACCGGCAUGGCACCGUGCAGCCAGGCUCGUCCUACUGGGAGCGCAGCAGCUUUGGGAGCGUCCAGAUGGAGCAGGUGCAGCCCAACUCAUUCAGCCUGGGCAUCUUCAACAGCAGGAAGGAGGACGAGGGCCAGUAUGAAUGCCAUGUGACUGAAUGGGUGCGGGUGGUGGAUGGCGAGUGGCAGAUUGUUGGGGAGCGCCGGGCCAGCACUCCCAUCUCCAUCAUAGCUCUUGAAAUGGGCUUCGCAGUCACAGCCAUCUUCCGGACACCGGGGGUGACCUACAGCGACUCCUUUGACUUGCAGUGUAUCAUCAAACCCCACUACCCUGCCCAGGUCCCCGUGUCAGUGACAUGGAGGUUCCAGCCGGUGGGCACGGUGGAGUUCCAUGACUUGGUGACCUUCACCCGGGACGGAGGGGUCCAGUGGGGGGACAGGUCCUCCAGCUUCCGAACCCGAACUGCCACCGAGAAGGCUGAGUCCAGCAACAACGUCCGCCUAAGCAUCAGCCGAGCCAGUGACACGGAAGCAGGCAAGUACCAGUGUGUGGCAGAGCUGUGGCGGAAGAACUACAACAACACCUGGACACAACUGGCGGAGAGGACCUCCAGCUUGCUGGUGAUCAGGCUGCUGCAGCCAGUGACAAAGCUGCAGGUGAGCAAAUCGAAGAGGACCCUCACCCUGGUGGAAAACAAGCCCAUUCAGCUGAACUGCUCAGUCAAGUCUCAGACCAGCCAGAACUCCCACUUUGCGGUGCUCUGGUACGUCCACAAGCCCUCAGAUGCCAACGGCAAGCUUAUCCUGAAGACCGCCCACAACUCCGCCUUCGAAUACGGUACUUACGCGGAGGAGGAGGGCCUGAGAGCCAGGCUCCAGUUUGAGAGGCAUGUGUCGGGGGGCCUGUUCAGCCUCACCGUCCAGAGAGCCGAGGUCAGCGACAGCGGCAGCUACUACUGCCACUUGGAGGAGUGGCUGCUGAGCCCCAACUACGCCUGGUACAAGCUGGCAGAGGAGGUUUCUGGGUGCACAGAAGUCACUGUGAAACAGCCAGCGGGUGCAGCCCAGAACUGUCUUCUGAGGAAGAGGUGCUCUCCUGGGCCCCCACUGUCCCCAGGCCUCAGCAAGGCAAGUGAGGUGCUGCCGUCAUCCAGGCUGGACAGUUCAGUGAUUUGCCUGAGGCCCCACAGCAGAGUUCAACAGGAGACAGAGAAACCAGCCAGAGGCAGAGGGAGGUAACACGGAGUCCCCCAGAAAGGUCUGGGCUGCACGUGCUUCAGGUAACCUCCCUUGACCUUCACGAGAACGAGAAGGCUGCCUGAUCAGAGAGUCUCUGAAGAAGAUCCUGUGGCUACAGGCUUCAGCAGCAUGUGAGGGAGACCCCAGUUAUUUCCUCAGGUGUUUCCACCAAAUCCUCCUGUCUUUCAUGGCCAACAUCCCAGGCAAGGCUUGGGGCCCCCGUCUGCUGC
Molecule: messenger RNA, 2912 nt
Organism: Gorilla gorilla gorilla (western lowland gorilla)
Lineage: Eukaryota; Metazoa; Chordata; Mammalia; Primates; Hominidae
Product: immunoglobulin superfamily member 3-like
Cellular component (GO): membrane
Source: RefSeq, a predicted model, not a curated record